UUCUCACAUUUUAAACUCAGCUGCUCAUCAUUCACUCUUUGUUGACUUCCAGAUAUUUUUACAUUUUUUAAAUACAAUUACUUUAAUCAACUAUGUUCAAUUGACCAAAUGUGUAUUUAAAUAACACAUUUAUUUAAAUACCAGAAUUUAUUCUUUGUAAUUUAAACCUUAAAUAAAUAGUGAACACAAUAUUUAAUUAGUUUGGUGUAUAUUUAAAUUUUUAAUAAUUCGUACUUUAAAAUCGCAGGCAGAACAUACUACACACUAAUAAAUUACUGGACAGGACGAGUUAAUUGUCACAAACUCAAGACCGGUUUCACGGCGAAAAGCCGAACCUUGCGUUUCGGAACACUAUUAAACCAAAGGGGACAAUGGAACAAAAUCCUUGGGAAGAAGGGGUCACAUCGUCACGUCCCGGCAUCUUAACAAACCGGACUGAUUCCUGUCUCCUGUGCUGCUCGGGUACACCUGGCCCUGAGGACGAAGAUUCGGUCACCCUUGUCGACCGUAACGUUCGAGUGAUCUUCAUCCUCCGUAAACUGCUCAAUCUGCCCCCCACCCUGUGUUCCGACCUCGUACAGAACUAUGGUCACCCGGCCGACUGGGUGUCACUGUGUUCCACGUGCGACGACCUCGUGACCCGGGGAACCCGCUUGUUCGACCAGAUUAACAAGUUAGCGAGAGAAUUUGACUCAGUGAGAGAAAAAGUCCGGAGGGUGGUCAAUGUCAAGCAAGAAAUUCGGGAGGAUGACGAAGACCAGAGCACCGACUCGGCGACAAGCAGGAUAAGAAGUUAUCUCGCUUCUGAUACUGGAUUUGUGGGGGGAAGGCAUGACUUUGGCGGAGAAAUAUAUCCCGACGUGUUAACGAAGGAUGAACCGGAUGACGCAUAUGAAAUGAAUCUUGACGCAGAAAUUCCUCCUCCAAAUUUUGUCACGCUGAAAUUCCACUUGGACGACAACGACGCCUUCGAGGAAGAAGUCGUGGAUCCUCUCGCGUUUCAGGGGGACGAAAUAUUAGAGACUUUUUCUUCCAAUGACCAACACCGCAAGAGACGGAGAAAGAAAAUAUGUACGAAACAGGACCCGAUAAUGUCACCAAUACAAGAUUCUGACAGCGACGAAGACCAAGAAGAUUACCACAACGACCCGGAUUAUUCAGAUGAGGAAUCUCUUCAAAAUGCACCACCCUCUCCUCCUCCAGAUCUCACGCUUUCAUGGGCCCAAAUCAUGGCCGCGUUUCCACCACCUCCUCCCACUCAGGAAGACGAAACAUUCAUCCCGGUCGAAAUUAAGGAGAAAGAAAUCGAAAGACUGACCGGACUCGCGGUCAAGCAUGGCAUCACGUCGUUCCCAUGUCUCCAUUGUGCCAAAGAAAUCUCCUCCAUCGUCUCCUGGAAGUCACAUGUGGACUGGUGUUCCGGCAAGACGAAGGGGUAUCGAUGCGAGACCUGCGAAAAAGUCGUCAAGACGAAGGAAGGCCUGGAAAAUCACAUCCUUUCGAGCCACACACCCCGAGAAGAUCUCACGUGCCGCGGAUGCACCAAGUUUUACCCGCACUGGGAAGAUUUCGACGACCACGUCAAAGAACGGCCCGCAUGUGGGGAAUAUGCCAUUUUUUGCCCGCACAAGCCCUGCAAACUUGCCUUCAGUUCGGAGAAAGUGUGCGAAAUUCACUCCUUUUGUCGGCACAGUGAGAUAACCCCGUUCAUUUGUGACGUGCCGGGGUGUGGAAAACGGUACAAGAAUUCGCAACAGCUUCGGCGUCAUGUCGAAAUGCUGCAUUCCGAGGGUAAACAAAGCUUCAUCUGUGAACGAUGCGGAAAGGAUUUCACUUUGAAAAGCAGUUUACUGGGUCACAUCAAAAUCGUCCACUUGACUCGGGACCAGGGUGCGCCUCGAUUUCCGUGCGACAUUUGCGGCCGUGAAAUGGUGUCCGAAUACAAGUUGAAGCGACACAAGGAGAUCCACAUCGACCCCGAGGACGCCCCGCAUCUCUGCACCCUUUGCGGGAAGAGGUACCGACUCCCGGAGUAUUUGCAUAUUCACAUGAGGUCACAUGAUCCCGACAGGCGGGAGAAGUACUCGCACUAUAUGCCGAAAAAGAAGAAAGCGGAUGGAGGCGAGGUUAAGACGGGGGUGGCCGGGGCGAAAAUCGGGAGACCGAAAAAGACCCGGGAAAUUGUGAGGGAGGAGGAGGAUGAAUAAUGGAGUUUGAUCGGUUUUCUUGUGCAUGUUGGUUUAAUUGAAUUUGUACAGGAUAGAAAUUAUAAAUGCACUCUUAAAAAUGAUUUGAACCAUUUUGAAAAGUAAAUGUACUCUUAAUAUUUCAUGAAAUAAGGUCUGAAAAUUUAUGUAUAUUUAGAAA
This is a messenger RNA of Folsomia candida, 2367 nucleotides long. Its product is annotated as zinc finger protein 408. Bases 372 to 2207 code for a protein of 611 amino acids. The record is from RefSeq and is a predicted model, not a curated record. NCBI's taxonomy places the organism in Eukaryota, Metazoa, Arthropoda, Collembola, Entomobryomorpha, Isotomidae. Gene Ontology annotation, cellular component: chromosome. The transcript has 8 exons. Gene Ontology annotation, biological process: regulation of transcription by RNA polymerase II. Gene Ontology annotation, molecular function: chromatin insulator sequence binding.